AUGGCGACUGUCUGGAAUCCAACGAUUGCCACGGCUAAAGAUCUUCCCCCGCACGAGGACGAUGAGCCCAUUUCGACCAAGGCCACCGACUGCGAGUCGAACUUCUCAAAAAGUGUCCGACUCAUGGAAUCACAUGGAGAGGAAGAAUAUGCAGAAAUUUUACGGAAGCUUCAGGCCAAGUUUGUCGACUGGACGGCUUAUCUUGGCGUCUUCGCUGGGGGAAAGGCAAGUCUCGACCAGCGCCUGAGGCGUCAUCCUCGAUAUCAAGACCUCGUUCUUUUGGUCUUGGACAUGCUCAACAUAAAUCUUAUUCAAACCACAGUCGACCCCGAUGACGCAGGGUCGGAUGAAUCCUCAGAUGACGGCGUGGAUCGACGAAAAGUCGAACUCAGCGGUAUCCAGAAGUCGAUAAACGAGCUCGAUCGACUCGCAAUCUAUAUUCGGCAGUCUUCUACGUCCUCCUUCGAUGCCCGAGUCAAAGCUUUCGGAGCAAGGAAGCCCGCGGAGAUUUCGUCAUUUGAGGUGAAAACGAUGCUCGCAGUCAAUGGUCUCUAUCCGGAAGCCUCUGAAAGCCUUCGUCAGCAUUUGAGCAAAUCAAUGAUGAAGCGAUACACGAGGCUUUUAUACUGGAAAUUUCACGACAAGAAACUGCGCGCUGACCGUCGCCGCGAUGGGCAGCCUCGGCAUACGCAACCGAGAUCAACGCCUUCGCAUGCUAUGGAACCGCCACAACGACUGCGAUCAAUGGAGGACAGCGCUUCGGCUCUGCCAAAACCCGAAGAGAGCAAGGUGUCCAAAGGUACCACGUUCCUGUCUGGAACUGUUCCAUCGAAUGCAGGAUCCAACCUCGUCAUACCACCGGCGGAAGGUGAGAUGCCAGUACUAAGCCGAGCUAGGGCAUCAACCGUUCUCAGAAGCGGAGCGAAAUUCCCUGAGCCUCCCCAGUUCAAAGGUGAAGAGGAUCGAAAGCCCUGUCAUCUCUGCCGAAAGAUCUUCUCUAAGGCAGAUUUCGAGGACGAAUUUUGGUGGAGGCGCCAUGUAAACGGCGACUUGUUUCCGUUUCCCUGCGUUUCAAACACUUGUUCGGAGUCCCCAACUUUUGCCAGCCGAUCUGAGUGGACAGGUCACAUGGAGCGUGAUCAUGGCGUCUUCUGGUCACGAGGCCCAAGCAUUCCAAACCGCGAUAAAGAAACAGCUCCCGACCCUCAAGCGACAGCAAAUCUCGGUCAACUUGUAGAUAUUUGUCCCCUAUGUUGCCUACCUCUCGAAGAAUCCGGAGAUGCUCGUACCGGCAUUCAUCAAUCCACGGUGGUACCCGCACCGCAAACCUCCAACGAAUCGCCAGAAACACUGCUGCUUGAUUCUAAAAAGAUGGAAUCCAAGACACCAUCUAGCCGUAGCAAGGACAAAAGAUCUGUACAAUUUGACUUCACGAAGCUGGAUUCCGAGCCAGCAGGCGAGGGAGCGGGUCCGCCCGCAACCAACAUGGAAGUUGUGAAGGCAGAUGAGUGUGGGACACAAAAGACAGCCAAUACUGUGACUAUGAUGCUGAAACACAUCGCCGAUCACCUGCAAUUUCUGGCCCUACUCACACCGCGAUUGUCUACGGAGAAACUCGCAGUUGGAGACGUGCAUGCCUUCCCAAGCUCCCAAGCAAGCACAAGCGACAGGGCUCCUGGAAAGAGAAGUACUCUGAACAACGAAUUCGAAUUUGUUCAAGGAGACGAGGUGAAUGAAGCGGACAUGCAUGGGAUUUUGCAGGAGAACUUUCUGGAGAAAGGACCACGGAAUGAAGAGGUGGAAUCAACAACGCCGAUUGACUGGAGCAUCUAUUCGAUCCCGAUGCAAACUACUAAGGAAGACACUGUGAUUGAGCAUAUGUACACUCUCCAGAAAUUCAAACACGUCGACACCUACGUCAAAGACACGCCUGCGCUGGAGGCCUUCUUCAAGGACAACAAGGAGUUCAUGCAGGACAUAGCGAAAAAGGCAGUGGACCUUGCCAACGACCCCACCACAGACUUGGGCAGCCCAGAAGUCCUCCCCAAGACCAUCAAAGUGACCAUGCAUCAGCAGGUCAUCUACUGCGACGACAGCAGCUCCAUGGUCACCGCAAAAGGCACGGCUGAAAAAAGAUGGGAAAACCAAAAGAGCCUCGCCCUGCGCAUUGCGCGGACCAUGACCCGCAUCCUCCCCGACCGCGAGGGCGUCGCCCUCCGCUUCAUUAACCAGACAACCAACGAGUCCCCCUCCCUGGACCUCGAGGGCAUCGGGCGGGCCCUCGACUUGGCCGAUCCGAAGGGCAACACGCCCAUCGGCACGACGCUGCGAGAGCGUAUCCUCAAGCCGCUGGUGUUCAACCCGCUCGCGGUGGGCAAGCUGAAGAGGCCGCUGCUUGUAUCCGUUCUUACCGAUGGGGGCCCGACGCCCGAGGCCCCGGGCACGCUGGCGAGUGUGAUUGUCGAGUGUGGGAAUGAGUUGGAGAGGAAGGGGUAUCCGAGGGACUGCGUGAAGUUCUUGAUCGGCCAGGUCGGGUCGUCGAAAGCAGCCUUCGAAUUUCUGGACACGCUCAGGGACAACCCGGCCAUUGCCAGCGUAUCGCAUAUCUUUGCGGGCAGGAUGGAUGACAAGUUCAAGUCGUUUCGUGAUGAGCGGAGUUUAGACCGAUGGCUGGUUGAGACGCUGUUCAAGCCCUUAGCGGCUGCUGAGGCUAAGAAGAAGGAGGGAUAGCCACACUCUUGGGUUUCGUCUUCGGCUUGACGGUGUGAUUCCUGGGGCGGAAAGCCUGUCUUCCAAGUUGUCACUCGAAUCUCGACACCAAGUCUAGAGUCUGAGAUUUUGAGAAAUUGCAUACAUUAUCCAUCAUUUCAAACUACAACUUCCCAUCCAAUUCUAGCCACCUCUACC
Messenger RNA from Mytilinidion resinicola, 2907 nucleotides. RefSeq lists its product as uncharacterized. NCBI's taxonomy places the organism in Eukaryota, Fungi, Ascomycota, Dothideomycetes, Mytilinidiales, Mytilinidiaceae. The record is from RefSeq and is a predicted model, not a curated record. The transcript is spliced from 7 exons. The coding region runs from base 1 to 2730 and encodes 909 amino acids.